GCUUUGUUGAUACGAUUGAGCAUCGUUCACAGUGUGCUCCAAGAGAAGAUGCACCCACGCCGUUUGUAUUCCAUAACGGUCGGAAUAGGACAACAACAAAGAGCUGUCGUCCAAUGGCUGUCCUUCCUUUUUUUCACCCCUUACUUUUCCAAAUUGGUUUUUCACAGAUAAUGCAGAAUCGAGCGAGUAAACGAACGACGCAGCAUCAUAUUUUAAGCAUUAUCCAGCUUUGUCCCGGGCUGGGUGCGUGUGUUUCCUUCACCCAUGUUUGGGCCUCCCGACAGAUGUUUUCCUGUUCUGUCCAUGAUGUCCUGACACGCAAACUCCCAUGCGCCUGUGCAUUUGUCAGUAGGUAGGACUCAAGAAGAGAAAUGCGGGGGAAAAAAAAAUACAGCGCUUUGACGUACCCGACGAAUAUAUUCUCCACAG
This is a messenger RNA of Gamsiella multidivaricata, 429 nucleotides long. RefSeq lists its product as uncharacterized. Lineage: Eukaryota; Fungi; Mortierellomycota; Mortierellomycetes; Mortierellales; Mortierellaceae. The record is from RefSeq and is a predicted model, not a curated record. The transcript has a single exon. Bases 114 to 356 code for a protein of 80 amino acids.